Molecule: messenger RNA, 1523 nt
Organism: Dendrobium catenatum
Lineage: Eukaryota; Viridiplantae; Streptophyta; Magnoliopsida; Asparagales; Orchidaceae
Product: bifunctional UDP-glucose 4-epimerase and UDP-xylose 4-epimerase 1-like
Exons: 10
Coding region: 251-1288 (345 amino acids)
Biological process (GO): rRNA processing; galactose metabolic process
Cellular component (GO): cytosol
Molecular function (GO): RNA binding; UDP-glucose 4-epimerase activity
Source: RefSeq, a predicted model, not a curated record
CAUAGUACAAAAGAAGCGGUGGACCACCGCCGGAAUAACGACCUGAUAAGUAUCCGUAUCCGCUCCGGUUUCCUUCCCGCCCGCUUCCUCCGCCCUCUGCAACUCGUCGUUGAUUCGAUCGUAUAUUCUACUCCACCAGCCUUAUCCCUCGCUCCCUUUCCACCUUUUCUUCUAAAUAUAUAUUAAGUCGGGCGAAGAGAGGAAGAGAGGCAGAGAGAGAAGCGGUUCUUGAGUGGGUUUCCGGGCGGCGAUGGGAUCGGAAGGGCGCAUGCAGAGCAUAUUGGUGACGGGCGGGUCGGGAUUCAUCGGAACCCAUACGGUGUUGCAGCUCCUGAAAGAGGGGUUUAGGGUUACAAUCUUGGAUAACCUCGACAACUCCGUGAUGGAGGCGGUCGAUCGCGUGAGGAGCAUCGCUGGUACAGAGCUGUCUGGGAACCUCCGAUUCUAUUUGGGUGAUCUGCGGAACAAGGAUGAUUUGGAAGUAGUUUUUUCUCAGAACAGUUUCGAUGCUGUUAUCCACUUUGCUGGACUGAAGGCUGUUGGGGAGAGUGUUGCUAGACCUCAUUUGUAUUACAACAACAAUUUGAUCGGUACACUGAAUUUAUUUGAAUUUAUGACGAAGUAUGGAUGCAAGAAGAUGGUGUUCUCCUCAUCUGCAACUGUUUAUGGGCAACCUGAAAAGAUUCCAUGUGUCGAAGAUUUUGAGUUGAAGGCAAUGAACCCAUACGGUCGGACUAAGCUCUUCCUUGAGGAGAUAGCUCGUGAUAUUCAGAAGGCUGAUCCUGAAUGGAGAAUUAUACUCUUAAGAUACUUCAACCCAGUUGCUGCUCAUGAAAGUGGCCAGAUUGGGGAAGAUCCUAAGGGUAUUCCUAAUAAUCUCAUGCCUUAUAUUCAACAAGUUGCUGUGGGCAGGUUGCCUGAGCUAAAUGUUUAUGGUUAUGAUUAUCCAACAAAGGAUGGCAGUGCGAUUCGAGACUACAUUCAUGUUAUGGACUUGGCUGAUGGUCAUGUAGCAGCGCUUCGAAAAAUUUUCGUUACAGAGGACAUUGGCUGUGUUGCCUACAAUUUGGGGACUGGCCGUGGAACAUCUGUGCUUGAAAUGGUUGCUGCUUUUGAGAAAGCCUCAGGCAAGAAAAUUCCAAUAAAGCUGUGUGCAAGGAGACCUGGUGAUGCUACAGCAGUCUAUGCUUCUACUGAAAAGGCUGAAAAGGAACUUGGCUGGAGCCCUAUUGCCAAUAUUGUAUGUUCGUGUUUAAUUAUUCCCUUUCAGAGCAAAAUAUGGGAUUGAAGAGAUGUGCAGAGACCAGUGGAAUUGGGCAAGCAAUAACCCGUAUGGUUAUCGGCCUCAAGAUGCAAGCAUGAGACCUAAGAAUUAAGUCACAUGAGUUGAUAACCUAUGGUUCAAGUCCAGAAAGUCCACUAAAUAAAGUGUUAAAUGUGUCUAAGGCUAUCAUCUAGAAACACACAAGUCUGUAAAUAAUUUGGCAUUUCAUGUUAUAUAAGCCUCAUGGAGGUUAUUCUUA